This is a messenger RNA of Ceratitis capitata (Mediterranean fruit fly), 845 nucleotides long. RefSeq lists its product as uncharacterized. The coding region runs from base 108 to 602 and encodes 164 amino acids. The record is from RefSeq and is a predicted model, not a curated record. NCBI's taxonomy places the organism in Eukaryota, Metazoa, Arthropoda, Insecta, Diptera, Tephritidae. The transcript has 2 exons.
CUCACUCAUUCACUUACGCACACAGAGCGCCGCGAGCACACCGAAGCCUCGUCAUUGGUCGUUGGCACCGGCACCAAUCAGAGGGCGUAGCACAACAACUGUCAACAAUGUCAACUGAGAACUCUGUCACCAUAUUGCUGUUACCGGGAAAAUGUCAACGAACCAAUGACAUGGCGGCGAAGAGACACAGUGGGGACAACAACAGAUGUAGCAUGACGAGUAGUACAACAACAGCUAUAGAAGCACAGAAUGGAGGGUUGGUAGACAAACAAUUCUUCGUGCAAGAAUAUAUCCGCAUACCGCCCCGUUGGAUGAGCACGAAGGAGCGAAGGGACAAUGGACAAAAACAAAAAAUUAAAUUGAAUAGAUCCAAAAGGAAGACAUUAUGGAACCAAAAAAAAGAAAAUACAAGAAUAUAUUGUAAAUUUUAUAUCUACGAUCACACAAAGGCCUUUCAUGCAACACCGUUGUGUCACAGACAGCCGGCGGAUAUUGACAAUGACGUCCUAUUCAUUUCAAGUCCUCAAAGCAAGAGGCGGGAAUCAGAAAUUAAAAAAAAAAAAACAUUUCCAGAACUGUAUAUGCAUGUUCCCUUCCCCUAAAGCUCGGCAGAAAAUUCGCAGCACAUCAAAAAUGCGUGUUUGUAUUGCGUCCUUCGUUGCUUACGACAAUUCCAAUUUGAUUCGAGAUUCGCUACCUGAGCAUGUCACGACUAUGUGAAAGUGGCUGUGCCUGUGCCUGUGCCUGACUGUGGUUGGCACUGAGAACAUUUUGAGUUCUUCGCCAGUGUUAUUGUUACCAGCGGUUGUUGCGAAGGAUCACAGGGAUAAUAACGAGAUACUUAA